Molecule: messenger RNA, 1506 nt
Organism: Xenopus laevis (African clawed frog)
Lineage: Eukaryota; Metazoa; Chordata; Amphibia; Anura; Pipidae
Product: histone-lysine N-methyltransferase SETD1B-like
Exons: 9
Coding region: 270-1388 (372 amino acids)
Source: RefSeq, a predicted model, not a curated record
CAUCAUCAAACCGAGACAAAAGGACCUCCCUCAGGGGGCGUGUCAGUGCCUGUUGCUGUUCUGUAUACAUCCCGGAUAGAGCUGAGACUCGUCGAGGAACAGGCUGGGAAUUGUCCCCUGCUGCUCCCUGUAACUCCCUGCAACUCCCUUCUCCUGUGUCCCUGACAUUCCCAUCCCCUGUACUCACAUCUCCAGCCUCAUCUACUGGUGAAAGUCGAUCACGGAGCCUCCUGAACUGAACAGUCAGAGGAGCAUCGCCCAUUACUAACAUGGAGCCAUUCUUGUCCCAAACGAGACCAAGUUUGCGGGUGAAGUCGGAGAGUGAAGAGUGGGACCCUGGGAAUCAUGUGACCUCUGUGAAGAGUGAAAUGGAUUUCAUGCCGUCUAACGGUUUCCCAGGGAAUGAAGCAGAAAAGUUACAGAUAAAGUUAGAGAAAGAAGAACUAGAACCUACAGAAAUCUCCGCAGUUCUACUUACGGAUAGGGGUUUCCCAGACACUGAAGCACAAAUAAAGAUGGAGAAUGAGGAUCCACAAUAUACUGAUGGGGAUCUCAUGGUGACUGAGUCAGAAAUUACACAGGUUGUUAUAAAGGAGGAAGAACUGGACCCUAGUUAUUACCAGAACCCAAUUGAUACUUCAGCAUUUUCACUCCAUGAUGAUGGAAAUAUAUCGGUGGGGGCAGCAAGUGACAUUGAUGGGAGACCUUCAUCUGACUCUGAUGAUAAGCUGAUGGAUUUACUUGAGCGCCUAAGGAAAAGGCCAGCGGUCGCUGCUGCUUCUGAUUGCUUCCCCUUUAAUCCUGUAAGACAAACAAUGAGCGGGACGGAGAGCCCAGCUAGUCAGUUCAGUGAUGAUGAUGAGGAGGAGAUGGAGGAAGGGGAGGAUGAGGAGGAGGAAGAGGAUGAGGAAGAGAAUACAGACAGCAGUAUAGAUGGUGACGCAGAAGAAGCGAGUGAAAGGAGUGAGAAUGUGGAUUGGUGCAAGUGUGGAAACUGUGUUCCCAUCGACACCCAGACGGAGAACUUGUGUUGCGCGUCGGUGGAGAAGAUCCGAGAUCUCAUUCCCUGUGGGACUCGCUGCAUUACCGCCCACUCCACAUUCCUCCGACAGGUUGUGGACUAUGAUAGGAUAGACACAGGAUUCAAGAUCAUCAACCACAAGAUGAAGAGGCUCCCCAAGCACAGAGCUUAUAUGAGAUGUUUGCGGAAAACCGCUUUUCGUUCGUUUCUGGUGUGGAUGUAUGGAUACCUGGGAACGGAAGAAAACAAACCUAUACCGGCUUGUGCCAUCAGGAGAAUCCGAAAGACCUUUCCCGACCCCAACCGUAAAUACACAGGAUUCCCGGGGGCUCAGGACUACCUUGCUGAAAAGAUGGCUCUGGAUUAGUGGUCAGUGGUUUUCCCUGUUACACACGUUCUAUAAUGUCACGGAUUCAUUGAACUGUUGGUUUUAAUUACAUAUAAGAUUUACUUCUGUUUUGUCCAAUAAAUGCUCUGUUCUAUCA